UUCCCCCUUCCAGCCCCAGAUCCUCUCAGAUUGCCAGAGAUGGGCUCCAGCCAGGGAGGGUGGGGCUGCUCCUGGGACCAUCAGGUGUCACGGGCCACCUCGGCAGUGACAGUGCUGUGGCUGGGAGCAGACCUUCCUUCACCCACCUCCGUGCCUCCAGCUGACUCAAAUGUGCCAUGUCCCAGCACCUGCUCCUUCCACUUGUGAUCCUCGCCAUCAGCCCCAUCCCAGGAGCUUUCCAGGACUCAGCUGCCGGUCCCACGCAGGAGGAACCUGAAGAUCUAGACUGCGGGCGCCCUGAGCCCUCUGCCCGAAUCGUGGGGGGCUCAGACGCGCAGCCAGGCAGCUGGCCGUGGCAGGUGAGCCUGCAUCAGAAUGGGGGCCACAUCUGCGGGGGCUCCCUCAUCGCGCCUUCCUGGGUGCUCUCGGCUGCUCACUGUUUCGUGACGAACGGGACCUUGGAGCCCGAGACCGAGUGGUCGGUACUGCUGGGCGUGCACUCCCAGGACGGGCCCCUGGACGGCGCGCAGGUCCGCGCGGUGGCCGCCGUCCUCGUGCCGGACAACUACAGCAGCGUGGAACUGGGCGCCGACCUGGCUCUGCUGCGCCUGGCCUCGCCCGCCCGCCUGGGCCCCGCGGUGCGGCCGGUCUGCCUGCCGCGCGCCUCGCACCGCUUCGCUCCCGGCGCGUCCUGCUGGGCUACCGGCUGGGGGGACAUCCAGGAAGCGGACCGCCUGCCUCUGCCGUGGGUGCUGCAAGAAGUGGAGCUAAGGCUGCUGGGAGAGGCCACCUGCCGGUGUCUCUAUAGCCAGCCUGGCCCCUUCAACCUCACUUUCCAGCUCUUGCCGGGGAUGCUGUGUGCCGGCUACCCCAAGGGCCGCAGGGACACUUGCCAGGGAGACUCUGGGGGCCCCCUGGUCUGUGAGGAAGGCGGCCGAUGGUUCCAGGCAGGAAUCACCAGCUUUGGCUUUGGCUGUGGACGAAGGAACCGCCCUGGAAUCUUCACUGCUGUGGCUCCCUAUGAGGCAUGGAUACGGGAACAGGUGAUAGGCUCAGAGCCUGGGCCUGCCUUUCCCACCCAGUCCUGGGAGCCCCAGGCAGGUCCCUGGGAGCCCAGGGAUGAGAACUGCACCGUUGCCCUGCCAGAGUGCGGGAUUGCCCCAAGGCCAGGGGCCUGGCCCUGGGAGGCCCGGGUGAUGGUGCCAGGAUCCAGACCCUGCCAUGGGGCGCUGGUGUCUGAAAGCUGGGUCUUGGCACCUGCCAGCUGCUUUCUGAACCCCAUCAACUCAGACAGCCCGCCCCGCGACCUGGACAGCUGGCGCGUGCUGCUGCCCUCGCGUCCCCGCGCAGAGCUGGUGGCGCGCCUCGUGCCGCACGAGAAUGCCUCGUGGGACGACGCCUCAGACCUGGCGCUGCUGCAGCUGCGAGCGCCGGUGAACCUGAGCACGGCCCCGCGGCCAGUGUGCCUGCCUCACCCAGAGCACUAUUUCCUGCCCAGGAGCCGCUGCCGCCUGGCUCUCUGGGGUCGCGGGGAACCUGCGCCUGGCCCCAACGCACAGCUUGAGGCGGAGCUGUUGAGCGGCUGGUGGUGUCACUGCCUGUACGGCCGCCAGGGGGCGUCGGUGCCGCCGCCGGGAGACCCGCCCCUCGCGCUCUGCCCCGCCUACCAGGAGGAGGAGGCGGGGCGCUGCUGGAACUACUCUCAUCAGAGCCUUCUGUGCCAGGAGGAGGGGACCUGGUUCCUGGCUGGAAUCAGCGAUCUUUCCAGUGGCUGCUUGCGUCCCAGAGUCUUCUACCCCCUACAGACCCAUGGCCCAUGGAUCAGCCAUGUGACUCGGGGAGCCUACCUGGAAGACCAGCUGACCUGGGACUGGGGCCCUGAGGGGGAGGAGACUGAGACACAGACUUGUCCUCCCCCCACAGAACAUGGUGCCUGUGGCCUGAGACCAGAGCCCGCUGUGAUGGGGGUCCUGUGGCCCUGGCUGGCAGAGGUCCACGUAGCUGGAGAUCGAGUCUGCACUGGGAUCCUCGUGGCCCCAGGCUGGGUCCUGGCAGCCACUCACUGUGUCCUCAGGCCAGGCUCUACGACAGUGCCUUACAUUGAAGUGUACCUGGGCCGGGCAGGGGCCAGCCCCCUCCCACAGGGCCACCAGGUAUCCCGGUUGGUCAUCGGCAUCCGCCUGCCCCGGCACCUGGGACUUCGGCCCCCCUUGGCCCUCCUGGAGCUGAGCUCCCGGGUGGAACCCUCCCCAUCAGCCUUGCCCAUCUGCCUUCACCCAGGGGGUAUUCCCCUGGGGGCCAGCUGUUGGGUGCUGGGCUGGAAGGACCCGCAGGACCGAGUCCCUGUGGCUGCAGCUGUCUCCAUCUUGAUGCCGCGACUCUGUCACUGUCUCUAUCAGGGCGCUCUGCCCCCUGGGACUCUCUGUGUUGUGUAUUCGGAGGGUCAGGAGGACAGAUGUGAGGUGACCUCAGCCCCUCCGCUCCUGUGCCAGACCGAGGAAGACUCCUGGGUCCUCGUGGGCAUGGCUGUUCGAGGGAGCCGGGAGCUAUUUGCUGCCAUUGGCCCUGAAGAGGCCUGGAUCUCCCAGAUAGUGGGGGAGGCCCAUUUCCUGCCUCCCAGUGGCUACCCCCACUGGCCCCCUGACGGCAGCGACCUCUGCCCCCCCGACAUGGCCAGGGCCUCAGGCUCCCCUCAGGCAGCUCUAUUCCUGCUGCCACUAACCGCCCUGCUCCAGGCCUGAGGGGGCCUGGGUCUCUGGGCCACUGAUCCUUCUCCUCUCCCCUCCCCCUCCUGCCCUCCACUUCCCGCCCAGUAGGGCCGGAAUGUGCCCCAACCGGCUUUGUUCCCCUGCCGGAACCUCCAGAGCGCCCCACCCACCCAGACUGCAGCGGCUUCGGAUAAUUGGGCCUGGGUGCCCAGCUAUUUUGGGCACGGGAAUCCUUAGGGGCAGCGGGAAGCGGGACA
Messenger RNA from Ailuropoda melanoleuca (giant panda), 2965 nucleotides. It is a transcript of the gene PRSS36, whose product is annotated as serine protease 36. Gene Ontology annotation, biological process: proteolysis. The transcript is spliced from 15 exons. Bases 177 to 2741 code for a protein of 854 amino acids. Lineage: Eukaryota; Metazoa; Chordata; Mammalia; Carnivora; Ursidae. Gene Ontology annotation, molecular function: serine-type endopeptidase activity. The record is from RefSeq and is a predicted model, not a curated record.